AAAGUAGAAUACGGAAAACCCCUCUUUCAUAUUCUCUUUCUACGCUUUCUCACUCUAGAAACGGAAGAUCUGCCAUGAAAGAUACCCCCAAAGGAUUUCACUUUCAAGCCGUACACUUCACAGUUCGAAACGUCAAAAGAAAAAAAAGAGCGUGUUUGUUGUGACUCAUUCUCUCUCAUCGUUUUCCAUUGAGAGAGAGAGAGAGAGAGAUACAGAGUGAGAGAUUGGUGGCUUCCCUGCUCUGGCGGUGCAUGCUUGGUUAGAGACGAUGUUUGAAUUGAGAGACGGCAGUUGCUUUCCACGUGUCCUGGCGGCUGUCAAUGUGGUUCUUGCCUGCAUCGAUGGUGUCGUUGCUCUUCUUGCAUUCUCUCAGUUAAUAAGGAUCCACUCAAGGAGUAGACAACUUGGUUGGACUCGCCAAAAAGUUUUUCAUCUCAUAAUUGGAUCUUCUAAUGUGGGUUACUUCCUUUAUUUUGUUUUAACUCUUGUGGCUACCUGUAAGGGUUGGCUAUGCUGGUCGAAUUCUUGUGGCUUUGUUCUCAUGGCCUGCCCCAAAAUUUUGCUUCUUGCAGCAUUUCUUCUACUUUUAUCAUUCUGGGUCGACCUUUGCCAUCAGCCAGAUGAUGAAGAUGAUGAGGAUGAAGAGUCUAGUUCUCAGGAAGCUUUGUUGGAAAAGACGUUAAAUUUGCCAAGCUCAUCAAAUAAAAAUAGUCAUAGAAAAUGUUGCUCUCUCCGAGCCAUCCAUAUUGGCAGCCGUCAAAAAAUUGUCAUUUUGGUUAUUGUGCUUAUUUUUGUUUUAAUGGUUACAUUUGCCGUGCUAAUCUGGAUUGGAAUGGGAAAGAAUCUUAUUGAUUCAUCAGUAGUGGCUCGGGUAUAUGUGGACCUUUUUUCCAUAGCAAUCCUUUUGUUAGGAGGGGCAUUAGCAUGUUAUGGAUUAAUGUUGUGCUUGAAAAUGAGAAAAGUAAGAUCUGAGAGAGCUUCAUCAGAAAUGUCAAAGGUUGCAGGAUUGGCUGUUGUUUCCGUUAUAUGUUUUACCUCAAGUGCUUUUGUGGCUCUUUUUACCGAUAUUCCAAUGCUCUAUCAUUGGCAUCCACAGCCCGUAAAUGGUGUUUCUACUUCACUUUUACUGAUUUUGUAUUAUUUUAUAGGUUCAUCAGUACCUUCAGCAUUUGUCUUAUGGGUCAUGAGAGAAUUACCACCCUCAAUUACAACUGUCAUAUAUGUCGAAUCAAGACCAGUAACAUUCAUCAGUGAUAGUUCAGAAUCUGUAAAUCAUCCUCAACGGUGGUCUACUGCCACAAGCUCACAAAAUCAGAUAUCAAGAGCAAGUCCCAUAUAAUUGGCAUUGACUUUAGCAGAUGCCAAAUUCAAAAAGCCAAAGAUGGCAUUGCAGAACAAACUGGGUAGAUAAAAAUUGGAUUGUGACAUUAUGCAUUGACCUCAAUGAAAGCUGAUGAAUUACUUCCUCCAUAGGCAGUCGGAGUACAGCUGUAAGGUUGCCGGUGCCUGCUUUUUGACGUUUAGGCAUGUAUAUAGUGGCAAGGUGCUAAUUGAGCCUCUUUAUCUUCUCAUUUUUCCUGGAUGGAUGCUGCCUCUGGCUACUUAAUAGAAUUUUUAGUUUGGUUAAUUGCAGCCUUUAGUGGAUAGUGCUUUUGAUGUUCCAGUUA
Molecule: messenger RNA, 1667 nt
Organism: Vitis vinifera (wine grape)
Lineage: Eukaryota; Viridiplantae; Streptophyta; Magnoliopsida; Vitales; Vitaceae
Product: tobamovirus multiplication protein 1
Exons: 13
Coding region: 269-1339 (356 amino acids)
Source: RefSeq, a predicted model, not a curated record